Messenger RNA from Desarmillaria tabescens, 2445 nucleotides. Its product is annotated as glycosyl hydrolase family 92-domain-containing protein. The coding region runs from base 216 to 2393 and encodes 725 amino acids. Gene Ontology annotation, molecular function: peptide-N4-(N-acetyl-beta-glucosaminyl)asparagine amidase activity; carbohydrate binding. Gene Ontology annotation, biological process: glycoprotein catabolic process; carbohydrate metabolic process; protein quality control for misfolded or incompletely synthesized proteins. The record is from RefSeq and is a predicted model, not a curated record. Gene Ontology annotation, cellular component: cytosol; nucleus. The transcript has 21 exons. Lineage: Eukaryota; Fungi; Basidiomycota; Agaricomycetes; Agaricales; Physalacriaceae.
CUGUCACUGAUUUCUCGACAUUGGUUGAGCUCGUGUAUACUAUUGCAUACUUCGAUUUCUUCAGCACAUCGGUAACUCGUACCGUCAAACGUUAACGGCCCGCCACUUGCUAGAAUGACACGAGAACGGUCUUGAAAAGGCAGAAAGGAAGUCCUUCGAAAUCUCCGGGUCGUAUGGCUAUCAGCUGACCCUGUUCUGCUCGCUUUCGUGCUCUCAUGAAGCUGGUAUUGUACAGCUGGCUCAUAAAUCUGUCUGCUGCUCUCGAUCCCCUCCAAUAUGUGAACCUGUUUAUCGGCACAAUCAAUGGAGGACACACUUUUCCUGGCGCGACGAUUCCGCAUGGUAUGGUCAAAGUGGGGAUGGACACCGAUUCUCCUGGAAACUCCGGGACAGGAGGAGUAUGUGCUAUCGGUUUCUUGUCACAAGUUCCUUUAUCGAACUUCAAGCUUUUUCCUAUUCACAAUUGUUCGGCGUUUGAGCAAUGCCUCACUACGAUCGACUCGAGGAAAAUUUUGCGUCACAUACUACCUGAUGGUUCAGUGGAUGACUAUGCCUCACCCGGCUAUUUUUCUACCAACCUCUCUAAUUCAAUCAGAGUUGAACUUACAUCUACACGACGAACAGCUUUACAUCGGUACACUUUCCCUGAAGAAUCUACGACACCUAGGAUUCUGCUGGAUGUUACGAACGACGGUCAGAUUAGUGCAAAUGGCAUAACCAUGCUCAUCGACGCGGAGACGGGUCGCAUGACAGCCAGCGGAAGCUUCGCCGACUCGUUUGGAAUAGACCGCUACAAAGCAUAUGCAUGCGUCGAUUUCAAAGGAGACUUCAGCGGACCACAUGGUGGUUUAGUCGGGUUUCCCGGUUCGGGAGUGGGACCUACUACCAUCCUAGCACGGGUGGGUAUCUCGUUGCUCUCUGUGGAACAGGCAUGCGCGAAUGCAGAGGGAGAAAUACCGGAUUGGGAUUUUGAGAGGGUCGUUCAAGACAGCGAAGCGCAAUGGAGAGACAUUCUGGGACGAGUGCAGGUUGAUACUGAACGCGUGGGUGAAAAUACGACGACCCUGCUAUACUCUUCCCUUUACAGGACUCAUAUCACUCCCGCGGAUCUGACAGGCGAAAAUCCCGGAUGGUCAUCUACCGAGCCUUAUUACGACUCAUUUUAUUGUAACUGGGACACCUAUCGAACUCUAUUUCCUCUCAUGUCGCUUCACGACCCCGAAAGGUUUUCAGAUAUCGUUCGGGGAAUGAUCGAUAUUCAGAAGAACGAGGGUUGGCUCCCUGAGUGUCGUGAGAUGGGAACCAAGCAGUUCAUCCAAGGCGGGAGUCAUGGUGAUCCCAUCUUAGCAGAAUUCUUCAUCAAAUAUCAGAAUCACACCUCCGCGCUAGGCGUUUCCGACCAAGAUCUCUAUACCGCACUUCUCGCAGAUGCGGAGAAUACCCCUCCCAAUUGGAACAUCCAAGGUCGCCAAGCCGACGUAUGGAAAGAGUUCGGCGCGAACACAAAACAAGUUUCUCGGGCUAUAGAGUAUGCUUUCGACGAUUUCGCCAUCUCGCAGGUCGCGAAGGGUCUGAAGAAGACGGAGGAUGCUGCCAAGUAUACAUCCCGGGCGGGAAACUUCGUCAAUUCGUGGAAUGGGAGCAUCAUUGUUCCGGAUAUCGCAGAGGACAUUUCUGGAUUCUUUCAGCCCCGCUUCGCCAAUGGAACGUGGAACUACACUGAUCCUCGACACUGCAGCAUUCAUGAUCCAACUGGAUCAACAUGCUUUCUGAACGCCAUCCGUCGCGACGGGUUCUACGAGACCUCUCCUAUAGUCUAUUCUCAGUACGCCCCGCACGACACAGCCAAGCUCAUUGAGCUGCAAGGCGGUCGGCAGAAGUUCAUCGAACGACUUGAUUGGAUAUUUGAUAACGGUUACUUCGAUUCGACAAACGAACCUUCACAACAGAUUCCAUAUAUGUAUCACUAUGCCGACAAGCCAGGAUAUAGUGCGCGUCGCGUAAGAGAGACAAUCGAUAAAUACUUCAACACAUCCCGGAAUGGUCUACCUGGGAAUGAUGGGGCUAUGGGUAGCUACGUCUUCUUUUACCUCGCUGGGAUGUACCCAUUGCCAGCUACGAAACAGUAUCUCCUCUCUUCGCCGUAUUUCCCCUCUAUAUCAUUUCAUAAUCCCUUCUUAAACUCUACGACCACCAUCGUGAGCAAGGGUUUCGGUAGUGGCAUCUAUGUCAAGAGCGUAACCGUCAACGGCAAGCCGUACAAAUCAACCUGUUUUCUGGACUGGGACGUAUUUACGACGACGUCGACAGUGGUUUUGGAGCUCACAGACGAUUUAGAGGUGAGCUGCGGCGGGGAAUUACCGCCGUCUUUAUCUUCAGGGGGAUACGAUUAGCUAGCGGUUUUACAUGUUGACGUGCUACGAAAUAUGAUUUGUUCUUUCAAGC